AGUUUCCAUAGCUUUCUAAGCAAUCGGGCGAGUUUCAAAGUGCGAUACUUGUCUCCAUAACUCGGCGACUCGGCGAUACUUCGAAUGGUAUAAGUAGUUUUAUCUUUCCGACAAGUCUAGUGAGAUAGGUGUCGGUGAAGCUGCACACACUCAUACAAACACGCAUAUACACCUUCUCUUUCAUCGAUCCCCGCAAUAGCAUUGUGAGGGAGCUUACAAUCAGUCACUGAGCUGUAUUAGCAAGGGUCUGUUCCUUGGCAGACGUCGAGUGCCAACGUGAGUAUAAGACUACCGCACACCCCGCCAUUUACUAGCUGCCCCUCCUUCCCUCCUCCCGCCUUUCGCUACGGUCCCUAACAGCUUCCGACACAGACGGAAGCCUCGCAUACCGGUAUACGAACACACACACCAACGAUGGCCGUCGACAAGAUCGCCCCCAACGACCCGCGCGUCGAGCGCAAGCAGGCCGAGGUCAGGGGCAAGACCUACUCCUACCUCUUCAGCAAGCCCGAGGGCGACGCCGCCCCCAAGGGCUCCGUCGUCCUCAUCCACGGCUUCCCCGACAUCUCGCUCGGCUGGCGCUACCAGAUCCCAAUGUUCCUCGCCCAGGGGUACCAGGUCAUCGUCCCGGACACCCUGGGCUACGGCCAGACGGCCUCCCCGGCCGAGCUCGAGGCCUUUUCCCUCAAGAGCAUGUCGGACGACAUCAAGGCGCUCUGCGACAGCAUCAUCCCGGGCGAGCAGAUCAUCCUCGGCGGCCACGACUGGGGCGGAGCGCUCGUCUGGCGCCUCGCCAUGUGGCACCCGUCCCUGAUCAAGGGCGUCUUCAGCGUCUGCACGCCCUACAACGCGCCCACGACGGCCUGGUUCGACCUCGCCGACGUCAUCGCCGCGGGCCGCCUGACCAACUUCAAGUACCAGCUCCAGCUGCGCAGUGAGGAGGUGCCCGAGAAGCUCACCAAGCCCGAGGACAUUCGUCAGUUCCUGCAGGGCAUCUACGGCGGCAAGGGCCCCGCCGGCGAGCUCGUCUUCAACACGGAGAGGGGCAUCAUCUGGGAGAACAUCGGCAAGAUCGGCCCCACGCCGCUGCUGUCCGAGGAGGAGAUUGCGUACUACGCCGACAACUUUAGCAAGUCGGGCAUGCGCGGCCCGACCAACUGGUACCGCACGCGCAAGAUCAACUACGACGAGGAGCUGCCGCUCGCGGAGGCGGCGGAGAAGAGCGGGGAGCCGUACAAGGUGACGCCGCCCAGCCUCUUCAUCUCGGCGACGAAGGACGCGGCGCUGCCGCCGGCCAUGGCGGCGGGCAUGGACAAGCACUUUGAGGACCUGUCGAGGGGCGAGGUGACGGCGACGCACUGGGCGUUGUGGGAGGCGCCCGAGGAGGUGAAUAAGCAGAUCAAGGCGUGGAUCGAGAGCAAGGUCGACAAGAAGCCGACGGCGUCGUUGUAAGAAAAGCCAAAAAAAGAAGAAGCGCGGGCUCUCGAAGGAGGGGGGGCCGCGCGAGGUUGGAUUUGACGUUAACGUUUAUAUUUAUGACAGGCAGGGAUGAACCACGGUUUCGGGAACGAUUAGUGAACGGCCAAUGUAGAAUGAAAUACACAAUUUGACCAAGCAAGGCUUGUGCGUUUAUUGACCCCUGAGGUCUCUUUUUUGCAGCUAUGACUAUCUGUACCUAGCACUGUUGUUAUCUUGAUUGGGACGAAGAAGUGAUGUCAGAUGUCGUGGGACUGUCUGUCUUGCUUGGCCCUCGUGAUUUAUAUUCCUAGCCACUACUGGGCUGUAACGACGGCCUGCCACCUGUUGUAUCCCGUCCCUGACCCGGCGCAUAUUGAGCCGCUUGCCGCAAUGUAAGUGGGCUUCUGGAUGGCGCAGAGUACAGGCCUCGUUGCCCGGCCUCAUCGUUGCAGCUCUUGGCCCCUACAGGCCGGCCGGCCUCCCAGCUUCUAGUCGGACGCAAGGUCCGCGUCGCGAGGGCAUCGUCUGGGGGUUUUCGACAAUAUCGGUUCGUUGUGAUGUAAGUGAUGUUAUGUUUCGUCUAUCUUCUGUCACCGUCUCACUUCAACGUAAACUUCUGUCCUGCGAUCGACGGAGCAGCACCCUUGACCUUCUUGUUCGGCUUCCCGCACGAGGCGCACGAGUCGGCUCGGUAGGCGCACGACUGGCAGAGGGAGUGGCCCUGAGAGACCUUUGUCUUGCACUUUGAGCAGGCGCUGGAGUAUUGGGCGUACGGGUUCUUGGCAGCUUUGGAGAGGAGCUUGCUCUUGCCGAUGCCGGUCGUGCCCAGCGUAGCGGACUUGGUGGCGGAGGAAGACGAGGACGAGGAGGAGCCGUGGUAGAUUUCGCUCUUCUUCUUGACGGAGGGCGUCGCGAGGGUCGUGGAGCCCUUGCCGAGCUUUUGGCACUUUGUGCAGACCAUUUUCGGGGAUGGGUUUAAAUUCGGUGGAUAGGUCUGUCGUCGGUUGGGUUGAAGUCGCAAUUGCUCAAGGUUGAUCUGAUGAUGGGUGAGGACUGGAAAGGCAGAGAGGGACGAGUGGCUGGUGUUGCUACCUCAGUGAUAAGCAUGAGAUAAGAUAUGAUAACAGGUGUGGCUGGAAAGGGCGGCAGCUGGAAGUGACGCAACGUCGCAGGGCGAGUCGUUGGUCGGUGCUGAAGACUGAAGUUUCCCCCGGUGGGUCCGUCCAGAUUCGUGUGGGUCCAGCACCGGGCCGGGCUGGGAUUGGAAUGUCUGCCCUGGAGAAUGAGUGGAUGACAUUGGACGUUCGGAUUGUCUGGACCUCUGACUCUGGGACCGUUGGCCCAGCACACGCGGUAGCCACAAUAGGGGGGGGGGGGGGACACUUUGCUGUCGAG
Messenger RNA from Colletotrichum scovillei, 2853 nucleotides. RefSeq lists its product as uncharacterized. NCBI's taxonomy places the organism in Eukaryota, Fungi, Ascomycota, Sordariomycetes, Glomerellales, Glomerellaceae. Gene Ontology annotation, molecular function: hydrolase activity. The transcript has a single exon. The record is from RefSeq and is a predicted model, not a curated record. Bases 415 to 1452 code for a protein of 345 amino acids.